This is a messenger RNA of Verticillium alfalfae VaMs.102, 363 nucleotides long. RefSeq lists its product as hypothetical. The record is from RefSeq and is a predicted model, not a curated record. The transcript is spliced from 2 exons. The coding region runs from base 1 to 363 and encodes 120 amino acids. NCBI's taxonomy places the organism in Eukaryota, Fungi, Ascomycota, Sordariomycetes, Glomerellales, Plectosphaerellaceae.
AUGCGUGCCCUCACGUCUCUUUCAGUUGUGCUUCUUGCACUUAUUAGCACAGUCUCUGCUCAGUUCGGCUUUUUCGAGCAGAUGUUUGGUGGCCAGCAACAAGGCCAACAGCAAAGGCCACAGAACGUUCCCAGCGACUCAGCAGCAUACCGCCAGCAGUACGACCGAUCCUACUGCGAACACUAUCUGUGUCCCGAUACUCUCGCCUGCGUGCACUACCCCCACCACUGCCCGUGUCCCUGGCCGAUGAACGAGGACAAGUUCGAGCUUUCCGAAGGCCAGCGCAUUUGCGUCUCGAAGGGCGGGUUUGCGGCUAACGAGGCGGCGCGAAAGGUUGAGCUGGCAAGGAAGGGCCUCUUGUAA